ACAUCACAAAUUACAUGGAGCAAAGUAUAAACAACAUCAUCCACCUCAACCCCCAACACCUGGAUACCCCCAAAAAUAUAAUACCCUCACAAAACUUUACCAAUUGAAAAACUUCAACAUUCUGAUAGGAAAUGGCACAAGCAAUGGCCUCAAUGGCUAGCUUACGUGGCUCCUCUCAAGCUGCCCUUGAAGGUAGUCUCCAGCUGAGUGGUUCAAGCCGCUUGAAUCUGAGCAGCACCACCAAAGUUGCAAUGGGUCGCCCUGGUUUCAGUGUUAGAGCCCAGCAGCAAGGAUCAAACGAAGCCGAAACAAGCCGCCGGGCUAUGAUUGGAUUGAUUGCUGGUGGUUUAGCUUCCGGCUCCUUUGUUCGAGCUGUACUUGCUGAUGCUAUUCCCAUCAAGGUUGGCCCUCCUCCUCCACCUUCCGGCGGAUUGCCUGGAACUCUAAACUCUGACGAGCCAAGAGACCUUUUGCUGCCAUUGAAGGACAGGUUUUUCCUGCAACCACUUCCUCCACGUGAAGCUGCACAGAGGGCAAAGGAAUCAGCCAAGGACAUUCUUAAUGUGAAGGGACUGAUAGAUAAGAAGGCAUGGCCUUAUGUCCAGAAUGAUCUCCGUCUAAAGGCUGAGUAUCUACGCUAUGACCUCAACACUGUGAUUUCUGCUAAGCCUAAAGAAGAGAAGAAACCCCUGAAGGAUCUUACUGGAAAGCUCUUCCAAACCAUUAGCAAUCUGGACCAUGCAGCAAAGAUUAAGAGCACCCCAGAAGCAGAGAAGUAUUAUGCGGAGACUGUAUCUACUCUUAAUGAUGUACUUGCCAAGCUGGGUUAAGAGAAAUAAUUGUAAUUUCAUGUAAGAUCCUUUUAUAUAUCGUUUUGUGAUACAAUUUCUGUGAAUUCUAUUGGAAGGGGAUCUAGUUUAAAAAAUUUCACUUUCCCAUUUUCUAUUGCAAUUUGCAAAGAAGAAGGGAAAGCCAAUAAAUACUAUGUACUCACA
Molecule: messenger RNA, 995 nt
Organism: Mangifera indica (mango)
Lineage: Eukaryota; Viridiplantae; Streptophyta; Magnoliopsida; Sapindales; Anacardiaceae
Product: oxygen-evolving enhancer protein 3-2, chloroplastic-like
Exons: 3
Coding region: 132-830 (232 amino acids)
Biological process (GO): photosynthetic electron transport chain; photosynthesis
Cellular component (GO): photosystem II oxygen evolving complex; chloroplast; photosystem II
Molecular function (GO): calcium ion binding
Source: RefSeq, a predicted model, not a curated record